GUAGGUUGUCUCACUGAAAGACACGGCUGUCUAGCAAGGAGAAGUUACCGUUGGUAUUGUUAAAAAGAUUUUUUAAACGCUAUUAUAGCUAUUUAUGUGCGCUCACAACAGAACGCAGACUCAUUUUUGAUGAAGGGAUUUUAAAAGGGGAUGAAAAGGUUCAAGAGAAAGAAACUAAGUGGGACGAAUCAUGUACCUGUCACGAGAGAUGUGGACUGUGGGAAGCAACAGAAGUUAGUUGAGAUUCACCAAGCGUUAAACAGUGAUCCAGUGGACAUUGAGACCUUGAGAAGGGCCACGACCACUAAAGGAGGACUGCUUACAAAUGAACUUCGCAGGAAAGUGUGGCCCAAACUGCUCAACAUCAAUGCCUACGAUUUGCCAUAUAAGCCUGGGAAAGAUGGAAGGGAGAACCACAAGGACUACAACCAGGUGGUGCUGGAUGUCAGCAGAUCUAUGAAGCGCUUUCCGAAAGGUAUGCCUCCUCCUGAGCGAGCCGUGCUUCAGGAACAGCUUGUGGACAUCAUCUUGGAGGUUUUGAGGUGUAACCCGCAGCUUAACUACUACCAGGGCUACCACGAUGUGGCUGUCACACUGCUGCUUGUUGUAGGGGAGCGUAUGGCCAUUGCUAUGUUGCACACCUUAUCCAAAUAUCAUCUCAGGGAUUUCAUGGAUCCAACAAUGGACAGCACCAAGCAUAUUUUAAACUACCUGAUGCCUUUAGUAGAAGAAGUGGACAAAGAACUGCACGAUUUCUUGAUCAGAGCUGAGGUGGGAACCAUCUUUGCCCUCUCCUGGCUCAUCACGUGGUAUGGACACGUCCUUUCUGAGUUCAAACACACACUCAGACUCUACGACUUCUUCUUGGCUUCACACCCAAUGAUGCCCAUCUACCUCGCUGCUACAAUCGUGUUGCACAGAGAGAAGGAAGUAAAGCAAACGGAAUGCGAUAUGGCCAUGGUGCACCACCUCCUCUCGCGAAUUCCCCAAGAUCUCCCGUAUGAACUCCUGAUUGGCCAGUCGCAAGACCUGUUUCAAUGUUACCCUCCCGCCUUGCUGGCUAAACGAGUAGCGAUGCACCCUCGGAAAAGCUUGUCUAUAAGUACCUUCAAGGCCUUUCAGCUCUCGACACUCCAACAGAGACCGGAUUCGGUUCUUCAGCGUCUCACCAAAGCUCAGACAUCUACUACUUCCAAACGAGCUCGCCAAUCCGGCCUGGACGUGGCUUUGCCUGAGGACGGAGGCCAGCGAUGGGGGAAGGGGAGCAGGAUGGUGAAGAUGGCGGUCUGGGGGCUGUCGGCCACGCUGGGGGCGGCCGUGUUCGCCGUGGCCCAGACGGCCAUGGAUUGGGUGCCUGAUGUAGUGCAGCAACUCUUCUGACGGGCUUCUUAGCCUUAAAUCAAUCUGUUACAUUCUUGAAAUAUAGCCACCAAACAAAAAACAUUUACCACUAUUACUAUUCAUUAGAAAAAGUUGCCUUUCCAAGGAACUCACGAGAAUAUAUAUAAAUAUAAAAGAUGAAAAAUGGAAUAUUAAUAAUACAGAUGAGUGAGUGUGUGUUAGCAAUGUAGCGAUUUCCCCCAGUAAUGUCAGCGCUGUGGGCCGAUGUCUUGGUCUCUGAAAUAUUCAUCAGCUUUUACCAGCAUGUGUCGGCUGGCUCAGUGAGCGCAAGUUGGCACAGCACGGGCAUGCCUUCCUCUAGUUCGACUAAUAGUUAGCUACAAAUGUGCUUGCAUUUUUUUUUUUUAUUUAUGGCAGUUUGGGCAUCUUCCUUUGCUAAGUGUUGAAGUCGAGUAAUUAACAAUCCUUUCAGUCUGUAACACCAUUACAUCGUUUGCUAAUUGGCCACCUUUUUCACAAUAGAAAACUUGCUGAAACUUUUAUUGUUAAUAGCUUUAAUUAGGCGCUCGAUAUAUCAGCACCUUUCAGGCCAGUUUUCUAUGUGUUGUCCGUAGUCUUUAUUGUUUUAAUUGCAUUGUCGGAGCCUUUUGUGUAAUAGCAAGGUUUUGCAAAAAUGAAAGCCAAAUCAAAAACAGGAAAAAAAACCUCAAACACAUUUGUUUUCACGAUGUGCCUAAAAUGUUUGAAAUUGCAAAGUUUGUACACACUCACCUCUAGUAUCAAAUGCAAAGGUGCUAUCCAAGUUUUGAACAUGCUUUAAAGCAAGUGUUUUAUCGAAGGAAAAAACUAAAGGCCUUUUCACAGUAGCCUUAGCCCAGUAUGAAGAGCGGUCCAGAGCAAGCGCAAAAUGGGAGGAGCCACGUAGCCUGACGUAGACGAUGUCAGGUAGUGAAAAGCUGGAAGCAUAUUUACUACAUACCUGUAAACCCGAGGCCGUUGGCAAUUUUACAAAUUGUGACGUAUGCACUUAGAAAUUGGUGACUAAUUUUACAACGUCGUAUAUAGCGUGCAAUAUGAAACAAAACUACAUUUUUAAAAUAAUAUAUUGGUAAUAUUGUAACAUAUAACCUGGCGCAAUCAAAUAACAAUAUCUCCAUCUACAUCAUGAUUCAUAAAAUUUAACAAUGACUUGUUAUAAUUGUAUGUAGCACUUUUGGCAAUUUCUAUCAUGUCUUUUGAUGGCUGCACUUCAUGGCACUUCAGCUCGCAAUUCAGUAUGACUUGAAGGUAGUUCGUUAGUGUGUCCAUUUGUAAAUUCAAAAGGUCAAUUGAUAAAAUUAACUUACCGAUGCAAUCUUUGAGUCAGGGAACAUUUCUUUUGCUAAUUCUGAGAAGUGAUCAGCAAUAGAUAAAGGCAAAUUGCAUUCGGCAACAAACUGGCAGAAUAAAAUCUCCGCUUUCUCCAAAUAAUUAAUUACAGUUCCAAAUUACUUCUUUCGAGUGUCCCAGAGCUUGUAAAAUUUAAAAAAGCGCAUUUAUCAAUGUUUGAAUUUGAAAAAAAGUCACAUCCAAACUGUAAAAAAUACACUCAAGGUACAUUUUUACCAUUUGAUACAGAAAAAUAAAAUGUAAUAAAAUCAGUAAAUAAUAACAAAUUAAAAUUGAUUAGAAACAUUCACUCAUGAGGACAAUAUGCCAAAAAAAUUUGACCGAAAAAACAAAACUGAAUAAAAGGAAAAAAAAAAGUGUCCCCUUGGACAGGACAGUUUUUAUUUUUGCUGCUCACAGUAUUUACCUCCUUUGCAAUGGUGUGGAGUUAUUUUGCAAUGAGCAUGCUAACGAUGCUCACUGGUUUACUGAUAUAACACUGACAAAGCAGGACGAUUGUUGGCAAUAUUCGGCACGUUUUCACCUGAAAAACAAUCAAGCGGCUUAUCAAUGAGUUUGGGGUCUAAUGUCUUUAAGUGGCGCCUUAAUUGAUUUGGCUUCUGGCUGUCCGCUAUAAUUAUUUUUAGACACAGUAAACAGUGGUCUUUCCUCAUCACACACGGUAUUAAAAGUCAAAGCUAAAAGGCAAACGGCACGAAAAAAGCGCAUUCUCGGCGGCCGAGGUAGAACCGUAGGUGAGAGCGGUCGUCGUCCAAGCCGAAAAUGGCACUUCUCGGGCGGCGACGUGAGAACCGGACAAGACAGUGGGUCACUGCGUGAGUGAGUCCGGUCGGAAAACGGCUUUCGAAAACGGCGGUGGCACACUGCUUUUCAUAUCUGUUUUCUGUGUGUGCUGAGUGCUCUUCCUUAGUUCAAAAAUACUGCGCGCACUCUGAAAAUGAGAGCGCCACUGCCACCUACUGAGUGGAUGUGCAAGUACACUUUAUUCCAGUACGGCAAAAAAAAGCACGUUCCCCGAGGUCACACGCGCCCCCCCGGCAUCGCUCUGGGGGGGCGCGCCCCACUAUUUGAGAAGUACUGCACUAGGCUGUCGCUAGUUUGAAACGGCCUUAAUAACUAUUAUUUAACUAUUUAUUAUUAUUGAGCUUUUCACUGUCUGUAUUCCAAAGUAAUGAUGUUAAGUUAUGAAUACCUUGCAAAGUUGAGUUGGUGCCCUUGCCCAAAGCGGUAAAUAAAUAAUUGAUGGUGUUGCAUGUUUUCUGUUGUCAACUUGUCACCAUAAGCCACUUUAUAAAAGUGAAAAAAGUCACCAUAAGCCAUCUUAUAAAAGUGAAAAAUUCAUCGCAAUGCUAAAUUUAAUGCAAAAACCAAAGCUUGCAUCUGUGAUUUGUUACAUUUGGAAUGAAAUGGUUUGUAAAUCCAGAUAUUGUCACAUACUUGUUGGUGCCCUAAAAGUCACUGAAUAAUUCUUGUCACAUUGACUCUCGUAACCUUACAGAUUUUAAAGCAUAUGUUUCUUUUUCCAUGUCAUCUUAGUUCAUGUAGAGGUGUGUGCGUGACCGUGCAUGUGUGUUUGCUUAUAGCACAUGGCCCUCACUGGGGACAACAGCUGCUCCAGGGGUCUGCCUGUUUACAUAUGUAUUAUUAUUAUUAUUUUUUUUUAGUCUCUCGUGACAAACUCACGCAACAAACUGUGCGGUCAAUAAGAGCACCUUGAAUUUACUAACUGUUGGGCUUUACACUAUUGUGCAAAGGACAAGUAGCGCAUGUAUUUCAGAGGAAUGUAAUAAUAUUUAUACAAACGCAUAGUGUGAAGUUAAUUUUUAUUCAAAUUAUGGGCUAAAAAAGCAAUGUGGUGAAGUUAAAAGAAUGUACAGUACAAUAGUUGGAUUUCAUGAGGAAAACAAUAUUUCAUAUCAGGAUACAAAUAUUUUUGGGGGUAUUUUUUUCACCUGUAUAAUGCACUGCAAUGAAAACAAUUGAUAUACCGUAUUGGCCCGAAUAUAAGACCAUGUUUUUUGCAUUGAAAUAAGACUGAAAAAGUGGGGGUCUACACAUUUUACCUAUUCAUGACGCUAGAUGGCACCAGAUAUCAUUGAAGCGAAUGCUGAACUUGAGGAGUAAUGUUCUGUCAUGACAGAUGUUAGCUACUCUCAAGUUUAACCAGGUUGAAUUAUUUUAUUGCAAUGUUUUUCCUUAUUCAGAUUUGUUUUAAGACAAUAGAUUGGUUUAUUUACAUUUCAAAAACCAGAAGCCAUUCAUUUAUGAAUGUGAUUGCACUUGAGUUUAAAUAUUUAAAUGUUCAGAUAUUAAGAUUCGAAUGAGGCAAAAUAACAUGCUUUUUCUCUCAAAUAUAUUGUUAUAAUCAUUUGUUUCAGAUGUACUGUAAGCAUUUUCUGUAUGAAAAUUAAUUUGAUGUUCAAAAAGUCUUUUUUCCAAACUUGAUUCUUGAAAAAGAGGAGGUCAUUUUAUAAUCUGGGCAGUCUUAUAUUUGGGCCAAUAUGGUAAUAUUUGAACUCAUGCAAUAAAAUUAUUAAUGAGAAUAUAGUGGAAUUUGUGAAAAAAGGUAAGACUUUGAAAUUAAAACAAAAUGAAAUCCAAUAGCAUUUGUGGAAACAGAAAUGCAGUUAAAUUACUAAAAUGCACUAGAAUUGAAAACUGACAUUUACAAACAGUAAUUUAGUCAAUUUAACAAGAAUAUAGCCGUUAAAAAUAUUUCAAUCAAAAAACAUGCAGAAAUACAAUUGGAUCACAACAAUCUGGCAGGUUUCUUGUUAAAAGGGAAAUUAUAAGAAUUUAAUGGGAUUUUAUAUGAAAUUAAAACCCUGAGAUAACGAAUGUUAUCCAGUGAAAUGACUUUGUGCAAAAACUAAUGCACUGCAAUUACAAAACCUUCGUAAAAUUUUAUCCAAUAACUUGUAGUGAAAUGACUGCCUGUAAAACACAUCCUGCGUUUGAGCCCUCAUGUCGUCCUCUCUUGCCUUACAAGCCCCCCCUUCCCCCUCUCAGCCUUUCACUCUGUCAUGGAUCAGAGAACAUGUCGCAAAGUGCUUCGCAGGCAACACGUGUGCUUUGCACUCCUGCAUACUGAUGCAUCAUCCUGCCUGUAAUCCCAGUGAGAAUUUAGUAGUAAAUUGUACAACACUUUUACUCAUCGGCUGCCAAAUGGAAUGGACGUAUAUCGUAUAUCUUUAGUGUAAAAAAAAAAAAAAAAAUUAUAUCAUGUAAAAUUCGACCUAAACCGUUGACAAUGUAAACACCAACAUCAGAAACUAUAACCUCAUUUGCACAAUGUGAUGUCAUAUUAAUGGCAACCCAGUCUCAUUUGAAUUAAACACUUUUUUUUUAGCAACACACAUCCCACAAGUGGAAGAAAGGAAAUUAUCAAGGCGCAAAUUAAGACAUCAACACCAGCCUUCCAAAAAAAGACGCUCCUUUAAUUGGUGUUCAAAGCUGUCGAGGCAUUCUCGCGAGUCUCGGCCCAAAUUAGCCUAAAACUCUUUGGAACAUCUGUGCAGCAGGUGUAAUUUUUGCAAGUGAAACUUUUCAAUUUCAACCUUUUCAAUGUCGGAAGUGUCUUUUUCUGAAUCUAUGAUAACCCUUGGGCCUCAUUAGGCUGAAAGCAGGGCCUGGUCAUACAUUUCUAUGAAUACCUUUACAGUAUUUCUACUUAUGCGUAUUUUUUGUCCACCCGCUGGGUCCAAUCUCACCCAGGACAUCAACUUUUAUCUAUCAAUCCCAGGGGAGUUUGUAAGCGCUUCAAUAUGACCAUUAUUGUUAUUAUAUACUCGUAUAUUAUUAUUAUUAUUGUUGUUAUACAGUGGCAAUUAGAAGAAAUUUUACCAAAAAAAUUUAAGUCAGGUGUGUGCCCAAUCACUGGUGAUUGGUUUAAAGCUGCCCUGCCCACUAUAAAACACACACGGUAAGAAUUGUCUUGACGAGAAGCAUUGUCUGAUGUGCAUCAUGGCUCGGUUAAAAGAGCUGCUUAAAGGCCUGCGAUCAAGGAUUGUUGAUUUGUAUAAAGCUGGGAAAGGAUACAAAACCAUCUCUAAAAGUCUGGAUGUUCAUCAAUCGACAGUCAGAGAAGUUUGGCACUGUUGCUUCUCUCCCAAGUCCACCAAAGAUGACGCCAAGAGUUCACCGCAGAAUACUCAGAUAGGUAAAAAACAACCCUAGAGUGUCUGCUAAAGACUUACAGAAGUCUCUGGCACAGUCCAAUAUGUCUGUGCACACAUAAACUAUAAGUAAAGAAAUGGCCAAGACUGGUGUUCAUGGGAGGACUCCAAGGAGGAAGCCACUGCUGUCUAAAAAUAACAUUUUUGCUCAUUAAAUGUUCGCAAAAAAGGGACUGAACACUCCACAGAAGUUGUGGCAAAAUAUUUUGUAGACUGAUGAAACCAAAGUUGAAUUGUUUGGGAGUUACCCACAACGUCACGUGUGGAGGAAAAAGCAUUGUGGAGGGAGCAUAAUGAUUUGGGGCUGUUUUGCUGCCUCAAGGCCUGGACAACUUGUAAUCAUUGAAUUCAAAAGUUUAUCAGGAUGUUUUACAGAAAAACCUGAGGCCGUCUGUCAGACAGUUGAAGCUAAAAAGAAGGUGGAUGCUGCAAGAAGACAAUGAGCCAAAACACAGAAGUAAAUCAACUUCAGAAUGGUUUUAGAAGAACAAAAUACACGUUCUGGAGUGACCAAGUCAAAGUCCAUACUUGAACCCCAUUGAGAUGCUGUGGCAUGGCCUAAAGACAGUAAUUCAUGCCAGACAUCCCAGAAAUCUGACUGAACUACAGCAGUUUUGUAGAGAACAAUGGGCCAAGACUAGUCCUGAUCAAUGUGCCAGACUGGUCUGCAGCUACAGGAAGCGUCUGGUUGAAGUUAUUGCUUCCAAAGGGGGGGCACAAAGUAUUAAAUGUGAUGGUUCACUUAUUUUCCCCCCGUCUGUCAUUGUUUGCAUACUAUCAUUACAAUAUGAAAACUUAUAAAUGUUUGGGAGGUUUUAGUUAAAGCAGACACUUUUUUCAUCUGUGUGAUUUUGACAAAGAUCAGAUCACAUUUGAUGGAGAUUCCAAAAGGUUCAGAUACUUUUUCAUACCACUGUACCAUAAUUCUUUCCUACACGACUCGUAUGUCAAAACAAUUCCUUAAAAAGCCAAACCGAUCUGUUCCCAUAUUUAUUUCCGAUACCGUCUGAUUUCACACUCUAUUAAAGUUUCCCCACAUCAUCAUGAAGUCCUGUUAAUCCUUUCAGCCUUGCUGUCAUCUGCCGACCGUUAAUACGCCGACGAAGCCAGUUGCAGAUGGCUACUUCAUUUUUUUUAAAGCUGCAACCGGACCCGUCCGUGUCAUACUUUUUUCUUACACCACCGUGAACACAUCAAUCUGUCUUAAGUUGCACGGGCUCUGGCUCACGUCCUUCAUCUGAAAACGCCUCGCAGAAAAAAAAUGUGCAGUUGUAAAAUGUCAACAAGCGUUCAUUCGCGUGUGCAUGUGUAUUUGCAUGUGUGUAAGAAAUGGGAAUUUGUGGGUAAAUGUCAAGAAGUUGGCAGUCUUAACAGCCCGGCUCUGACAAAUGAUCCAUAAAGGCACAAAGUGAUAGGGCGGGAGAUUGUCAUUCAUUCUAAUGCAACUGUCUCUGUGACACAGUGCGCUGCAGUUACACGCCUGCGGUUUAAUUACAACCAGAAUAGACUCGCUGCUCGCAUAUACGUUUGUCACUUUGUCUGUUAUCGUGAGGAUU
Corythoichthys intestinalis (scribbled pipefish) is the source of this 8461-nucleotide messenger RNA. RefSeq lists its product as uncharacterized. Gene Ontology annotation, cellular component: extracellular matrix; endoplasmic reticulum membrane. The record is from RefSeq and is a predicted model, not a curated record. Gene Ontology annotation, biological process: positive regulation of GTPase activity; endoplasmic reticulum to Golgi vesicle-mediated transport. The transcript is spliced from 10 exons. Gene Ontology annotation, molecular function: epidermal growth factor receptor binding; GTPase activator activity. The coding region runs from base 151 to 1380 and encodes 409 amino acids. Lineage: Eukaryota; Metazoa; Chordata; Actinopteri; Syngnathiformes; Syngnathidae.